AUGGCGGCGCACAAGAUGACGGCCACAGCGAAAGCGGCGUUCGUGACAAGCCCAUCCGAAACAGAUCCUCACCCGUAUCAAAUCGGACUUGGGAACCGGUUUGCGUCGGAAGCUGUGCCAAAUGUAUUGCCCAAAGGGCAAAAUGUUCCUCAACGAGUGAAAUAUGGUCUAUACUCGGAGCAGUUGAACGGGGCUCCCGUAGUGAGUUCUCGGGAUGCGAUUCGCCAUGUAUGGAUGUACAGAAUGCGGCCGUCCGUGGCCCAUGGCCAGGUUUGCCCAAACCUACACAUGAAUACUGAUAUCGAAUCUUUCUUCUCGCCAUCCAACAGCAACGUGGAGUUUUUUGCAUCUCAGCAGGCAUGGGAUCCGUUCCCGAUCUUGGAAUCUAUCGAGCAUGGAUUAUCAUCUAUUGGCAUUGACUUCGUCCAAGGCAUCAAGACCAUUGGUGGCCAAGGAGAUCCCUCCCUUAGAGAGGGAGUCGCAAUCCAUGUCUUCUCAGCGAACGUCUCAAUGGAACAGUCGGCAUUUUCUAACAACGAUGGCGAACUUCUCAUUUUGCCUCAACAUGGCAGGCUAAAUGUACAAACCGAGCUGGGCUGGGUCAUGGUGCGUCCUGGAGAAGUCAUGGUAAUUCCAGCCGGAAUUCGAUUUCGCGUUCUUCUACCCGAUGGACCCGUAAGAGGCUACAUACAAGAGGUUUUCGGCACACACUACGAGCUUCCAGAACUCGGUGCCGUUGGCUCCAAUGGUCUGGCGCUCCCGAGAGAUUUUGAGUCCCCAGUUGCCAGUUUCGACAUUGAUGAGACCGUGUGGACAAUUACGUACAAGCUGGCUGGCAGCUUGCAAACUUGCCAACAAAACCAUUCCCCGUUCGAUGUUGUCGCCUGGCACGGCAACUUGGUUCCCUAUAAAUACGACAUGGACAAGUUUGUCAACAUGGCAAAUGCGAACAAAGACCAAGCCGACCCGACAAUUUACUGCGUCUUGACAGCCAGAUCCAAGGUCCCUGGCGCGUCACUCACGGACUUCCUAGUUUUCACAAAGAAAUGGAUCACUGCGGAAGAUACCUUUCGGCCGCCGUAUUACCACCGAAACAUGAGCACCGAAGUCAUGGGGUUGAUUUACGGAAAGUACGGUGGAUCUAGUCAUGUCCUGGACGGCGGCGGCCUCAGCUAUGAGGCGAGCUACAUGCCCCAUGGCGAAACAUAUGACACGUGGAAAGAUGCCACCACUCGCGAGUUGAAGAAUGUGGUUAUCUGCGAGGAUACAAUGGCCUUUAUGUUUCACAUUAGCGUGCCAGUGUUCCUUACGAAAUGGGCUACGCGCGGCGAGGGAUCCAAGUCCCUCCAUACGAGUGAUCCGCGUCAGUGGGACAAUGUGAGGGCACACUUUUUGGACCAUUUGGAGGAAGUCAAUACGGACUUGAGGGCCGCCGGGCUUCCGACAUUGUCACGGCGUGACUAA
Molecule: messenger RNA, 1464 nt
Organism: Metarhizium album ARSEF 1941
Lineage: Eukaryota; Fungi; Ascomycota; Sordariomycetes; Hypocreales; Clavicipitaceae
Product: Homogentisate 1,2-dioxygenase
Exons: 2
Coding region: 1-1464 (487 amino acids)
Biological process (GO): L-phenylalanine catabolic process
Cellular component (GO): cytoplasm
Molecular function (GO): homogentisate 1,2-dioxygenase activity
Source: RefSeq, a predicted model, not a curated record